This is a messenger RNA of Babjeviella inositovora NRRL Y-12698, 2004 nucleotides long. RefSeq lists its product as uncharacterized. The transcript is spliced from 2 exons. Lineage: Eukaryota; Fungi; Ascomycota; Pichiomycetes; Serinales. The coding region runs from base 331 to 1515 and encodes 394 amino acids. The record is from RefSeq and is a predicted model, not a curated record.
CCAGUUGGGUAAGCUAGAUAUCUUUUGUUGCUGGGUCUCUGUUUGAUCUCUCAUGGUUAUUGCCGUGUAUGCAGUUGUACCAAGUUGGAAACAGCAACUAUUUUGGAGUGGCCAUGACAAACUUUGAGAUCGAAUGGUUCUUGUUCCAGCUCGCGUUGGUGCGUUGAAUAUGCAACGGCGGCAUAUGCGCCUUCCACAAAAGGAAUCUCCCUCCCAGUGAAUCCUCACAUACAUAGUGAUCUGCGCUUCUAAAUCGUUUAUACUACUGAAUAUCAACUACCUUACUUUCUGGCAGUUACAGUAGGAAAAGGACCGUGUGUAACUAUCGGUAUGCAGCUGUCGAAUAAACCAGGUCUAGCAUGCCUACACACGGGUAUAGUAAGCGCUCUGGAGGUUUUACGGAACAGACCCUCCAUCGUGGAGGUGCUUCCUAAAGAAGUUUUGAGACGAAUUGCUUAUUUCUCCCUCGGCCUAUAUGGUUUCACCAACUCCCACGGCUAUCUUUACGCUUCCAAGGAAACAUAUAACUGGUGUCUUCCGAUAAUGUACUCUUGGAAGCGGGUUUGCUUUUCACAGCUGGAUUCCUGGUCAAUUGAACUACUCCAUAGAUUCAACUCUAACCCUCACUUUUCUAACAGUAUUCUAUCCUUGAGGGUGGAUUCUCGAUUGGGCUGGCGAAACUACCUUCCCUUGGAGCAACCAAGCUUGGUCCCUUCUUUGAGGAUCCUUAUAUCCAACCAAUACCUCAUUUCAUCUCUCAUACUAUGUUUCGACAACGCGGCUGUCAUUCCGUUGUUGUUCGAACUACCACCCUCCUUGGAAAAGCUCUCCAUAAUAAUCCAAACACCCGUUUCACACUCAACCGGAUCCAAGAAACACUUUCAAAGGAUGGUUUCGUCAAGUGUCCAGACUGUUGAUAGGAGACCUCCAAGCAACUUGAAAUUUUUGCUGCUCCUAUCCAAGUCUCCUAUGUAUAAAGAAAGAAUCUUUCCAGUCUUGUUACCCACCCGUUCUACUGCCCUCUACUGCCUGUCCCCGCCCGCUUUUUACGAAAGUUACUUUUCACAUAGCAGGGGAACGCAAAUUGUGAAACAUUUCAGCUCGACAAAAUUUGCUUUGGGGAAAAUUCUAUACUUAUUGCUCAGCUAUUUACGAAAUACCCUCUUGGCUAUUACUCUUGAUAAUAUCGAUGCGGCAUUGGUGUUUGAUGGAGCGAGUCCCGAUACUCAUUGUCUUCAUUUCCCGCUACUCCGUGCCUUAAUAUUGGAUAAUACGUCGCGAGCAAAAUUGGCGGACUGGUUAGAGUUAUUUCACAGACAGAAUAAUGACGGCCCGAGGUUUGGAGAAAAAUCAUUGGCCGUGGUGAUGAAAGACUAUAUGGGAAACACGUUAUAUGGUCGAAGUGUCAAGAGAAUGGCACGCGAGUCUGACAAUAUGAAUAUUGCAUCUUGGAAAUCCACCAAACCCUUGGAACUUCAGUUACAACGAACUAAAGUCUCUUAUCGAGUUGAGUGAAUUACACACGAGGUUCUUAACAAGACCACAAACUAGCACGUUUAUAUUGAGGCUAGUUUUUUCCGGGGGAUUACACCCAAGGUAGCUCGGAGUCUAGGAUUCUGGGAAGCCAUCUAAAGGUAAUAGCAAUCUUUUAAUAAGAUUUUGGCAGGAAUCUGGCUAGUAGUAUAGUUUAUAAUGAAUAUGUAUAUGACCAUGGUAUUAAUGAAUUGCAGUCGCCAACUUCACACAAUGCGUUCUGCUCUGAAAAGUUUCGAAUCUCGUAUUUCCAACCCUAUUCCAACCUAAACCGUUCCAAUAAAAUAGCCAUGCACGAUUAGUAAGUUAUAAAAUACAUAGUGUUUCAUUCUAACCUCAGAAACCGGAUGUUUAACAAAACUCGUUGAUUUACCGAAUCGUGUUAGCGAAUCACUUUCCGAAGUGUCCGUUAAUGAUUUAUACCUGUUACCUUUCCCCAAUUACUCGUCAAGGUAUUAUGCUUGCUGAUUC